Cucurbita pepo subsp. pepo (vegetable marrow) is the source of this 1032-nucleotide messenger RNA. RefSeq names its product VQ motif-containing protein 11. The record is from RefSeq and is a predicted model, not a curated record. NCBI's taxonomy places the organism in Eukaryota, Viridiplantae, Streptophyta, Magnoliopsida, Cucurbitales, Cucurbitaceae.
UUUGUAAGGAACCUUUUUCUUUUUCCUCUGUUUUUUUUUUCCUUUUUUUCAUUUGAUUGAAGAAGCUUCAUUGCAAGAUCAUUCCCAUUCCAUCAAUCAAUGAGUCAACGACACUCUAAAAAGCAAUACUUUUUCAACCUUUGAAAAUUCCCACUACCCAAUAAAACCCCCCCACUCUCCUUCUUCCCUUCUCCAUUCACUCUGUUUUCCAAAAUCUCUUCCUCCAAUAAUGGCCGCCGCCGCCGCCACCACCGUGCAUUCCUCCACCACGACCUUCGUCGAAGCCGACCCAUCAUCAUUCCGAGCAAUAGUUCAGAAGCUAACCGGAGCACCUAACGCCCCAUCACCGUCGUUUCGUCUGCAGGAGCGGCGGCGGAGUAGCAAGAAGCUGGAGCUGGAGCUGAACGGCGGCGAUGGUUUGACAGGGAUCGGAAUUGGAAUCGAAAUGGUAUCGCCGGUGUCGACUUUGGACUUUGUAGCACGUGGGAAUCCUUGUGAAGAGGAAGAGAAGGCGAUCGCCGGAAAAGGGUUUUAUUUGCACCCAAGUCCGAUUAGCCCUCCCGGAGGAUCCCAGCCGCCUCGGCUUUUGCCCCUGUUUCCUCUUUCUUCUCCUAGGGACUGUAAUUUCAGAAACCAUUCUGUUUCUUCUUAAUUUUAUACUUCCAAUUAUUUUGCCUCUCUCUCUCUUAAAUUACAUGAAUUAAAUUACUUUAUGAAAAAAAAAAAAAAUAUUAACUUUCCUUUAAAGUUAAGACGGAUAGGCUAUGCAGACUUGUCUAGCAUUAUUGUGAGAUGUGAAGUCAAUGUCAUGUUGUAUUUGUCUAGUGACAUAUGGGCGUGAAGUCAAUGUCAUGUUGUAUUUGUCUAGUGACAUAUGGGUGAGAUGUAGAGUUGAUGUCAUUUUGUAUUUGCGUGGAGGAAUUUUGUUGAGAGACUAUGUAGCGUGAUAGAUACACUUGUAAACACUUUGGUCAUAGUGAUUGACUACCACCCAUGGAUCUAUGUGAAUUUAUUCUCUACGAAUCACAUAAA